CUCCUUUCUUGGUCUCGUCGACGCAUCCACUCGUUUAUGCGCGCGAAGUCCAUUAUUAUCUCCCGCUCAAUCGCCUGCGCUCGGAAUCUGUGGAUAAGGUGUCCUCGAGGCUCUGAAUCGUUCGCUCGCGCAUGAGUGAACAUUGUUGAAUUCUCCUUCCGGCCCUUGCACUUACUUUCCUUUUGUAUCUCCGAUUCUCGACCCGGCUCUCAUCAUGCCUCCUCCACGCCGCACAAAGGUGCAGCGACCCUCGCCGCUGCAGCAAGUCCAUUCCACAAGAGACCUCGCGCAAGCCCCGCCCGGUUACGGACUGGUCCGCGAUCCAGCGUUUUGGAAAAGGUUCUCGACUGCUGUGCAUAUAUCAGAGAUAGAGACCGGCCUGAAGAGUGCUGCCAGUAGUGUUGAAAUGAAAUACGGAGAUGACUGGCUAGCCCAGCAGCACAAGGAGAAGCGGAGAUGCCGGAUUCUCUUCGCGGGCAUCGCACUCACUGUGAGCAUCCUCAUAGUGGCAAUUGUUUUGGUGUUGUAUUAUUUCUUGAAGGUCCGAAAAUGAGAGAUGAAUUGAGUAUCAUGAAGAAUGAGAAAUGCAAUAAAUGGCGUUUUGGGGAGGGCGAAGGCAAAUUUGGGAUCCCGCGAAGACA
Molecule: messenger RNA, 641 nt
Organism: Amorphotheca resinae ATCC 22711
Lineage: Eukaryota; Fungi; Ascomycota; Leotiomycetes; Helotiales; Amorphothecaceae
Exons: 2
Coding region: 215-553 (112 amino acids)
Source: RefSeq, a predicted model, not a curated record